This is a messenger RNA of Erinaceus europaeus (western European hedgehog), 2990 nucleotides long. RefSeq names its product alpha-1,6-mannosylglycoprotein 6-beta-N-acetylglucosaminyltransferase B (gene MGAT5B). Gene Ontology annotation, molecular function: alpha-1,6-mannosylglycoprotein 6-beta-N-acetylglucosaminyltransferase activity. Gene Ontology annotation, cellular component: Golgi apparatus. The transcript has 17 exons. NCBI's taxonomy places the organism in Eukaryota, Metazoa, Chordata, Mammalia, Eulipotyphla, Erinaceidae. Bases 332 to 2701 code for a protein of 789 amino acids. The record is from RefSeq and is a predicted model, not a curated record. Gene Ontology annotation, biological process: protein N-linked glycosylation.
CCCGGGGCACGGGCCGGGGGUCGCCGCUAGCCCGCACCGGUGAUGAGGGCGCCCGCCGCGGGGAUCCCGUCUGCGCGCCGCGGUCGAGCCCGAGCAGCCGGCGGUCUGGGGGCGCGCCGCCUCCCGGACCCCAAGAUGUGAAGCCGGGAGGGCGGACACGCAGAGGCGGCCCGGCCGGGCACCCCCGCGCCCCUUCCCGCCCGCAGCGCAGCCGCCGACCCCGCGCUCUCGUCCCCCCCCCCCCCGCCCCGCUCGGACCCCGCGCCGGCCGCAGCGGGUGGGCGGGCAGGACGCGGCGGGAGCCGGCGCCUCCGCCACCCCGGAGUGAACAAUGGUCACAGUCAACCCCGAGGGCAAGAUAAUGGUCAGAAGAUGCCUGGUCACCCUGAGACCCUUCCGGCUCUUUGUCCUGGGCAUAGGCUUCUUCUCGCUGUGCUUCCUGAUGACAUCUCUGGGAGGCCAGUUCUCUGCCCGGCGCACUGGGGACUCCCCCUUCACCAUCCGCACAGAAGUGAUGGGCAGCCCGGAGUCCCGUGGCGUCCUCCGCAAGAUGAGUGACCUGCUGGAGCUGAUGGUGAAGCGGAUGGAUACGCUGGCCAGGCUGGAGAACAGCAGUGAGCUGCACCGGGCCAGCGAAGGCCACUUAGCUGCGGACAGGUUCACCCCUGGGGCUGGCCUCAUGGAGCGCCUCCAGGCCAUUGCCCAGAAUGUCUCAGACAUCGCUGUGAAGGUGGACCAGAUCCUGCGCCACAGCCUGCUCCUGCACAACAAGGUAUCUGAAGGCCGGCGGGAUCAGUGUGAGGCGCCCAGUGACCCCAAGUUCCCUGACUGCUCAGGAAAGGUGGAGUGGAUGCGUGCCCGCUGGACCUCCGACCCCUGUUACGCCUUCUUCGGGGUGGACGGCACCGAGUGUUCCUUCCUUAUCUACCUCAGUGAGGUUGAAUGGUUCUGCCCCCCGCUGCCAUGGAGGAACCAGACAGCCCCCCAGAUGGCCUCCAAGCCCUUCCCCAAAGUCCAGGCAGUGUUUCGGAGCAAUCUGUCUCACCUCCUGGAGCUGAUGGGCAGUGGGAAGGAGUCUCUAAUCUUCAUGAAGAAACGGACCAAGCGGCUCACAGCCCAGUGGGCACUGGCUGCCCAGCACCUGGCGCAGAAGCUGGUGGGCAUCCAGAGGGACCAGAAGCAGAUUCUUGUCCAUAUUGGCUUCCUGACGGAGGAGUCUGGGGAUGUGUUUAGCCCUCGGGUGCUGAAGGGCGGGCCUCUGGGGGAGAUGGUGCAGUGGGCAGACAUCCUAGCUGCGCUCUAUGUCCUGGGCCAUAGCCUGCGCAUCACGGUGUCCCUGAAGGAGCUGCAGAGUAAUUUAGGGGUGCCGCCAGGUCGGGGAAACUGCCCGCUCACUAUGCCCCUGCCUUUCGACCUCAUCUACACUGACUACCAUGGCCUGCAGCAGAUGAAACAAUACAUGGGUCUCUCCUUCAAGAAGUACCGGUGUCGGAUCCGGGUCAUCGACACCUUUGGGACCGAGCCCGCGUACAACCAUGAGGAGUACGCCACACUGCACGGCUACCGGACCAACUGGGGCUACUGGAACCUCAACCCCAAGCAGUUCAUGACCAUGUUCCCUCACACCCCGGACAACUCCUUCAUGGGCUUCGUGUCCGAGGAGCUCAACGAGACAGAGAAGCAGCUCGUCAAGGGAGGCAAAACCAGCAACAUGGCCGUGGUGUACGGCAAGGAGGCCAGCAUCUGGAAGGGGAAAGAGAAAUUCCUGGGCAUCCUGAACAAGUACAUGGAGAUCCAUGGCACCGUGUACUACGAGAGCCAGCGGCCACCUGAGGUCCCAGCCUUUGUGAAGAACCACGGCCUCUUGCCGCAGCCCGAGUUCCAGCAGCUGCUUCGCAAGGCCAAGCUCUUCAUAGGGUUUGGCUUCCCCUACGAGGGCCCUGCACCCCUGGAGGCCAUCGCCAAUGGCUGCAUCUUCCUACAGUCCCGCUUCCACCCACCGCACAGCUCCCUCAACCACGAGUUCUUCCGAGGCAAGCCCACCUCCAGGGAGGUGUUCUCCCAGCAUCCCUAUGCAGAGAACUUCAUUGGCAAGCCCCACGUGUGGACGGUGGACUACAACAACUCGGAGGAGUUUGAGGCAGCCAUCAAGGCCAUUAUGAGGACCCAGGUUGACCCCUACCUGCCCUACGAGUAUACCUGUGAGGGAAUGCUGGAGCGAAUCCAUGCCUACAUCCAGCACCAGGACUUCUGUGCAGCCCCAGACUCUGCCCUGCCAGCUACAAAGGCCCUGCAGAGCCCCUUUGUCCUGGCUCCUAAUGCCACCCAUCUUCAGUGGGCCCCAAACGCCAGCCUGGCCCCCAGGGCCUGGCCCCCAGCGCACUCUCUCCAGGCCUGGCUGGCCGACGUGGGGAGGGCCUGCACAGAUGCCUGCCUGGACCGCGGGCUGGUCUGCGAACCCUCUUUCUUCCCCUUUCUCAACAGUCAGGACACCUUCCAAAAACUGCAGGUACCCUGUGACAGCACCGAGUCCGAGAUGAACCACCUGUACCCUGCCUUCGCCCAGCCGGGCCAGGAGUGCUUCCUGCAGAAGGAGCCCCUGCUCUUCAGCUGUGCCGGCGCCAGCACCAAGUAUCGCAGGCUCUGCCCUUGCAGGGACUUCCGCAAGGGCCAGGUGGCCUUGUGCAAGGACUGCCUGUGAGGCUCCUGCCGGCAUCACCUGCUGGCCCUCCCUGCUCCAGGAGAAUGCACCAGCAGAUUCUGAGUCCCAGCGCCCUGGCCUCCGGACCGCUCACCUCGGCCAGCAAGCGGGCACUGCAGACACAUGGGGGUGGCUCACCCAGCACCUGCGACACCUCCACGUUCUCAUCCCAGUGGUGUCAGCAGGUGUGGGGCUGGGCAGAGGUCCCACUGGCCCAAAGCAGGUGGUUGGAGGCCCUUUGCUCUGUGCAAGACUAAAUAUGGACCAGGGUGAGAGAGGCCCUCUGCCU